This is a messenger RNA of Engraulis encrasicolus (European anchovy), 3524 nucleotides long. RefSeq names its product nuclear casein kinase and cyclin-dependent kinase substrate 1a (gene nucks1a). The record is from RefSeq and is a predicted model, not a curated record. Lineage: Eukaryota; Metazoa; Chordata; Actinopteri; Clupeiformes; Engraulidae. Bases 273 to 1190 code for a protein of 305 amino acids. The transcript has 8 exons.
CCACCGGCGUAGGGUUAGGUUGCACAUAGGUUGCAGUUUCAGUUUGUUUUAUUCACCAUUUUGAGUAGCAGAAGGUAAAAUUAAACACAAUUCUUUCAUAGGAUAGAAUUGCAUUUUACAAUUUAUCUGGGGAAGGCGUUUGUGAUUUGAUAUUUAUUUUUACGCAAUUUCACAUUGCCCCUCGUGUCGCAGAACUGGACGCUGUUGGCUCUAUCUUACUGCUUUUCUUCUGUGCUCUUUUACAUUUGUAACCUCUACAGUAUUCCAGCAAAAUGUCCAGACCCGUGAGGAAUCGGAAGGUGGUGAACUACUCUCAAUUCAAUGAAUCAGACGAUGAAGAGUAUCGUGGCAAGAAACCCAGGAAAGUCCGAGAGGUGAAGCACAAGGUGUCCAAGAACUCCCAAGAGGACAGUGAGGACUCGGAUGAUAAGCACUCCAAAUCCAAAAGCGACUCUGCAGAUGACUUUGGCAGUGAUGAGGAUAACAACUUUGGGGGAGAGGAUGGUGGAAGUGAUUAUGACGCCAAAAAAGCCGCCAAAAAGGGAAAGAAAGGAGGGAAGGUCGAGAAACCCAGCAAGCGCUCGGUGAAGAGGAAACGAGGUGGAGAUGACAGCGACGACGAUAAGGAGGUCAGCCGGAAGGUGCGACAGGUGCGGCAGGCGGCAUCCAAAGCCGUGUCCAAACAGAGAGAGAUUCUGACGGCCGGGGGCGGCAGUGAGGAUGAGGAGCACGAGGAGGAAGAGCCGACCGCCAUGGACCAAGAGUCGGCCAGUGACGACGACUUCAUGGUGGACGAUGAUGACGACAGCGACUACGGCCGCUCCAAGAAGAAGGGUGGCAAGAAGGUGGUGAGCAGCGGCAGGAGGGGCCGGCCCGAGAAGAAGGAGAAGAAGUCUCCCAAGCCCAGACUAAAGGCCACAGUGACGCCUAGCCCCAUGAAGGCCAAGGGCAAAGGCCGACCCGGCGCAACCAAAGCCCAGGAGAAGUCGUCUCCUAAGGACGAGGACGAAGACGAUGAGGCAGACAGCGCCCAGGAGGACGACGACCAGGAGCAGGAGGACGAGGGGAAGGACAGCCCUCCCCCCGCCAAAAAGAAGAGCGAGCCUGCUAAAGAUGACAAGGAUGACGAGGACGAGGACGAUGAAGAGGAGAACGGCUCGGACGAAGACGGCGCGUCUGGGGACGACUAGGCAGUCCAUGGAUGCAUUUCUCAAAAGCAUAGUUGUUAGUCGUUAGCAACUUGGGUAGUUGCCAAUGGGAAAUUGCACUGCAAACAACAAAGUAGCUUCUGUAGUUAGCAACUACGCUUUCGAGAAAUGCACCCUAGUUCUGCAGCCCGUCUCCAGUUACUCCCCACUUCUUUUCCUUUCCUCCAACUUGCAUUUCACCCUCUCCCCAUCCCUUUUUUGUUUAUAUUUUGUUUUUGUCAAGGGUUUGUGCAGACAAGUUGCCUGGCUCAGUGAGUUAAGCCUCUCUGGAUCUCAUUUUAUUUUUUGUUUUUAACAUGUUUUUUUCCAAAGGCUUUUCAGUGUCUGCAGACAAUUGUAUGUGUGUAUGUGACCGUGCAUGGAAAGGGGGUCUGUCAUGGUUUUUAUUUAUCGACAGAAAUGCAUGGGGGCCGACCGCUGUAGCUGACGCUAAUUUUUAUUCUCUCUUGCACACAAGUGUGUUGGUUUUCCUUUUUGGGGGUUUGUUUUGUGUGCUUCGAUUUGUUUUGUGUGUGUGUGUGUGUGUGUGUGUGUGUGUGUGUCUUGUAUGUUACAAAAACCUAAAGCUGUAAAAGGUCUCUGGAAAUGUCUCUGAACCUCUGCUUCCUUGUCCAUCUUUUUGCUGUCCAUCAUCUCUUGAAUAACCUUAUUUGGUUAUGUGGAGGGAAACUGUUAUGCUGCUCUGAUGGCCACCGUAGAUUUAUUUUCUUGGUAUUUUAUAUAAUUCUCAGCUGAAAUGUCAGUUCAUUCAUGCUUACAGUUCAAUUUUGGCAUCUUCUCUGUUGUGAAGUUGCUCGCUUGAUGCUGUCAAAAGACAUAGGAUCGUGUAAUGGACAUGGUUGAGUGUGGGUCAUUUUCUAUUAUUAUUAUUAUUAUUUUUCGUUUUGAGGAUCAUCCUUACCCGUAUAUAUUUUGCCUUGGCUCUGUUUGUCUGUGAAAUCACCUUUGGAAACACACAGGUUUUCCUUUAUGUGUGCUUGAACAUAAACCUCUGGAAAAGUUGUUCUCAACCUUUUAUCAACUUCUGUAAAUCAAAGGUACAUAUAUGACCAGCCUUUUUUAAAGCCCAUAAUGAAUGCAAUGAAUUGUUUUGGGGUUUUUUUUGUCUUGUAAAAUUUGGGUUUCAGAGUGGAUUGAACUAACAGUGCUUGCAUUCACUUAAGGAAGGUCCUAAAAUUUGCCUGUGUCCAAAGAAAGUCUGACAGUGGAUGUGUGUAGACCCACAUGUUUCCCCUGACAAGCAGGGUUUUAGCUGUAUUUGCUUCAGUGGCGUCAACUUUCUUUUAAACUAGGACACGUUUUUAAAUGACUGUCCAAAUAGAUAUUGUGAUCCCUGGCUGGAGUUGUGAUGUGAUGUGGGCCAUGGUCCUAUUGUGGCCAUCGUAGGGUCAUGGUCCUCCAAAGACACAGGUCCAAGCUCUGUUUUCAAUAGUAUGGACAGUGUGUCACAACCAAUAACUGUGUCUCUACCCAUAGCUGGGAUUGGCGAUGAAUUAAGUCGUCUGCCCAUUGUAGCCCUUCAUAAUUGAUUUUGAUUGGUUGGUUUAUUGUGAGAUCUUAAUCUGAUUGGCUGGCUUUGGUAUAACGGGGUUGUGUGACCCGAAGGAUGUCCUCUGUGGAUGUCCUCACAAAGGUCGCGCUCCGCAAUGCUGCAAAAGGGUGUUCUUGAAACGGUUCCUGGUCACACAUGGUUUUCAUUCUAGGCAAAAAGAGAAAAAAGAGCCUUCUUGCAUGUGGGUCAAGCCACUGGGCCAGGCACAUCCUCAGUAUUUUAGUACCGAAGUUUUGCUUGUGUUGGUUUGGGGGAAAUACAGAAAAAAUGUUUUGUUUCGAAUUUUGUUUGUUUUUUUAUAAUUCCUCUUCAGAAUUUUUGUAAUGUUUGUUUUUUAAGAAAAGAAAUAAAAAAAUGUAUUGUGAUUUUAAAGAGAAGGCAUACCCUAUCUAUCUUUUGACUGAAACCUCUCAAAGUAUUCUUACCCUUCUUUUCCUGCGUUACUGCUUUAGAGUCUCUUCUCUCUGUGUCCAGUUUGGGUCAUUUUUGUACUUCAUUGCGUGUGCACAAGUGUAACAUUACCAACCAUCUAUUUGGCUUAAAGCACUCCCAUGCAGAUAUUCCAUGCCCUUCCUGUGAAACAGCACUGAUUUGUGGUGUGUGUUUCUUUGCCUGUCGUAUUUCUUUAGAAAAAUGAAAUCAUAAGCAGGGCACCUUUUUUUUUUAAGCGUUGAGUUUUAGCUGUGAUGAUGACAUUUUGAAAGAAUGUGAGAAGAAAUUUGAAUGAAAUGGUUGAGACAUUAUGUACACAGUACAUGGCUAUG